GCAAGAUUCUCGCGGGGCAAUCUACAUCCUUAUCAGGUAGACGCUCUCGGCGACUGUAUUGAUACUACGCAGCAGGAGUGUACGUAUGGAGUGGGGAUUUUGCACAUGGGACCAAUAGCAGCCUGCUCCAAAAAAAAGAACAAAUCGCGAACUGAAAAGGUAGAUAAAGACGGGCAGUCUCGCUAGCUCGCCAAGCUAUUUAGUAGAGAGGCGCGCGGCCUGAAAGGAUCGCGGCAGCUGGAGAAUGCAGGCGGCGGGAGUGUGGCUAUUGGCGAGACAGCUGACGCAGUACGCUGCCGCAGUACGCUGCCGCAGAUCGGCCUCUUUUGCUGCUUUGGCUUGCCGUUCCAUGGCCAGACCUGUCGCUCUUUCCGGCCCUUCGGACAGGAGGGAUCGGAUCGUCUCAAAUUUCUGGCGACUUCUGAGGGCCGCUAGAAAUUUGAGUCGAAAAAAGGGGCGCUUGUGCAAAAUCCCCAAAUGCGCCAUCUAGUGGGGAUAGAAAUUGGGGAUCGCGAUUUGGGGACUUUGUACAGGCAUGACUUUCCAGGACGCAAGCCAAAAACUUUCGGGCGCUUGUGCAAAAUCUCCAAAUCGCGGCAUCCACUCGGAACUCAGUGGCACGAAGCUCCUACUAAUCAACCACUUUCCCCCGGGGCCUCGAGCAAACCGUCGAAAGGGCUGCGUCCUCGUCGGCAGCUUGUGCCAGGCUGUCGCACUCAUAGCUCACACGCCCUCCGCUGCGUGCAAUCCUCGAGCUUCCGCGAGCCUGGCCAUUUGCCUCCCACCUAGCUAGGCAGCCCGCCACUGAUUGCAUAUAGCUAGGUAGAACGCCUCAUCAUCAUCCAAACUUCAAAAAUUUUCGCCAAGCUGCUUCUGGCGCUCCCCAUGUGCAAAAUCCCCACUCCAUAAAACAGUAAUUAGCAAGAAUGAAUGACAUGAGAAAAAGAAAAUAGAAAAAGUGCGUGCACGGCUCGUCUGAUAAGUCCCCGAGGUGUUCUCCUAGCGUGGCCGAACCUCAGGGGCUUGCUGGUCUCGCGUAUCACGGAGGUCAUUCCCCGGUUCUUCCGCGUACUGCAACACAGAUAAAAACGAUGUCCGCCGCUGCGACAGGCCCGCUCAUUGGUUGGGUCGGUCUCGGCAGAAUGGGUGCGCCUAUGGCUGCGCAUAUUGGCAAAAAGGUAGGUGCUGCUCGACUGCGAGCCUUCGAUGUGAGCGAGGAUGCUAGAAGAGCGUUUGGUGACAAGUUCGCGAGUUCAUCAGUUUUGGUUGAUAACGUGCGGGCUUUGCGCGACUGCAGCAUCGUUUUUUUAUCGGUUCCCACAUCUGUGGAGGUUGCGCAAGUGGCAGCGCAGCUCUACGAUGUAGAGGGGGCUCCAGAGUUGCAAGUAAUUGAGAAAACGCAAAACCUCGAUUGUGGUACGUCAUCAACUUCGCCAUCAAGCACAAGCAGUUCUCCUACUUUGUCGUCAAGUGAAUUUUCCCCGAAAGACGUGAGAAGCGAUGAGGCUGAGGACCAUCAAAAGCUACUUGUUGAUUGCUCUUCCGGUGAUUUCGAGAGUACGCAGCGAAUCGGUGCUUUUCUAGAAUCACAAUGUGGUGUCAAUCUAGUCGACUGCCCAGUUAGCGGCGGUCCGCGCGGGGCCGAAGCCGGCACACUAGCGGCCAUGAUUGGCGCAUCGGAGCAGACUGUUUAUGAACGCCUCGAUAGCCUUUGCAGUGCGUUCGCACAGACGAAUCGCGUCUACCUAGGCGUUCGUGGCGCAGGCCACGCAGUGAAGAGCAUCAACAACGGAAUGAACUCGGCGAAGCUUGUGAUGGCGACCGAAGGAGUUGCGGCUCUACGAAGUAUCGGAGUGUCACCGGCCACCGCGCUAGACUCCAUUAACAAAUCUUCGGGUCGGAGUCUGCAGAGCAUGGUCCGUUGGCCGGAAGAAGUCCUCACCGGCAGAUACGACUAUGGCUUUCGCUAUGGACUAAUGCACAAGGAUUUGCGACAAUGUGUUUCGCUCUUUGGUAAAGUCUCUCCUUCGUUUGCGAGUGUUUUGCCCUACGUGGAGAAAGUUUUCGCCCAAGCGGAGGAGAAAAGUGGAGGAAAAAUUAGCGACGAUGACUACACGAGAAUAUGUCAGUUUGUUCUAGAUAAAGCUACGACAAUUGACCAAGCAAAUGCUAUGGCUAAGGGAGAGGUUGGCAGCAGUUCAUCUUCAUCUGAUGUGAAAAAUGAAAAUCUGGAAAUAUGUCGUGCAGAGAUGAGCUUAUGAAUUCAACUAACAGUAGAUACUAUCCACUUUGUCUCGUUUUGUUCUAGCACAGUGACAGUUCUCUCCGCUUCAAUGCUCAGUAUUAGGGGGUCGAUGUUUUCAGUACUAUCAGUUUGCUGCUUCUUAAAGAUGGUGCGAGGUGGACGCGGGUAGAUGUAAAACCGAGUGAAAUGUCGUCUCUACGGAUUCCGCAGAAGAUCCACAGCCACCUUGCUCUGUUUUCGCGAUGCCAUCAGGAAAUAUAGAAAGUCAUCAGUGGACAGUGAAAAUGCAAAAGAAUUUGAAUUCAAAAUAGCUUUUUUCUGCUGCGUAAGUCCAAAUAAACGUCGCAAAUAGAAAUACCGUUGUUAAAAUGCUAGCGGUCGAACACUGUUUGAACUUGCCUUAUGACAGAUCAAUCAUGUGUUACGUCAUGCGCAUCUCUACAAUGGUCGAUGACCAUAAUCAAUUCUACUGUCUAGGAGAAGUUGCUUCAGCUGCUGUUCACUAGACUCAAGUUUCGAAGCCUCCUGCUUUUCAAUUGGUUGCGGCAGCAAUGCUUGUUCUAACUAAUUUCUUUGUAACUGUUGUUUGAUCGCGAUUGGUUUUUUCUCAAGACGCAUAAAAUCGAGCAUCGUAAUUUUUUAUUCAUGCGAUCCCUAGUAGUACAACGAGAACUAGACAACAGAUGAUUGAAGGAUAAUGAGCGCCGCGGGUCUUGCACAGAGGAAGAACGGCCUCAACAAGAGAAAUGCC
This is a messenger RNA of Amoebophrya sp. A25, 2996 nucleotides long. NCBI's taxonomy places the organism in Eukaryota, Dinophyceae, Syndiniales, Amoebophryaceae. The record is from the annotation of a GenBank genome assembly.